Messenger RNA from Candidozyma haemuli, 1575 nucleotides. It is a transcript of the gene ERG11, whose product is annotated as sterol 14-demethylase. Gene Ontology annotation, molecular function: iron ion binding; oxidoreductase activity, acting on paired donors, with incorporation or reduction of molecular oxygen; heme binding. The record is from RefSeq and is a predicted model, not a curated record. The coding region runs from base 1 to 1575 and encodes 524 amino acids. NCBI's taxonomy places the organism in Eukaryota, Fungi, Ascomycota, Pichiomycetes, Serinales, Metschnikowiaceae. Gene Ontology annotation, biological process: ergosterol biosynthetic process. The transcript has a single exon.
AUGGCCUUGAAAGACUAUCUCGUUGAUCUUUUUGAUCAUUUUCAGGCCUUGCCCACACCGGUGAAGCUUGUGGUGCUUCUUGCGGCCCCUAUUGUUUAUAAUGUUCUUUGGCAGCUUCUUUACUCUCUCAGAAAGGAUAGAGCGCCCCUUGUCUUCCACUGGAUCCCAUGGUUUGGCUCUGCUGUUGCAUACGGUAUGCAGCCUUAUGAGUUCUUCGAAAACUGCCGUGAAAAGUACGGCGAUGUUUUUGCUUUUAUGUUAUUGGGUAAGGUAAUGACCGUCUACUUGGGCCCUAAAGGCCACGAAUUUGUGCUCAACGCUAAGCUCGCUGACGUUUCUGCCGAGGCCGCUUACUCGCAUUUGACUACUCCUGUGUUCGGAAAAGGUGUCAUCUAUGACUGUCCUAAUUCACGUUUGAUGGAGCAGAAGAAGUUCGCAAAAACUGCCUUAACCAAGGAGGCUUUCCAGAGAUACGUGCCCAGAAUUCAAGAGGAAGUCUUAGACUACUUCAAAGCUUGUUCUGAGUAUAAGAUGACUGAACGUAACAACGGUGUUGCUAAUGUUAUGAAGACCCAACCUGAGAUGACCAUUUUGACUGCUUCUAAAUCCUUGAUGGGAGAUGAUAUGAGAGCUAGAUUUGAUGCUUCCUUCGCUCAAUUAUAUUCUGAUUUGGAUAAAGGGUUCACACCCGUGAACUUUGUAUUCCCACAUUUGCCUUUGCCUGCUUACUGGAAGAGAGAUGCUGCUCAACAAAAAAUCUCUGCCACCUACAUGUCUUUGAUCAAUGACAGGAGGAAAAAUGGUGAUAUUAUUCCUGACAGAGACUUGAUCGAUUCUUUAUUAACCAAUUCUACCUAUAAAGAUGGCGUUAAGAUGACUGAUCAGGAAGUUGCAAACUUGUUGAUCGGUGUUUUGAUGGGUGGCCAACAUACCUCCGCCUCUACCUCUGCAUGGUUUUUGUUGCAUUUGGCAGAACAACCAAAGUUACAGGAAGAGCUUUAUAAUGAGGUUCUUUCAGUUUUGGCCUCCAAAGGUGGUAGCUUAAAGGACUUGGCUUACGACGAUUUGCAGAAGAUGCCUUUGAUUAACCAAACUAUCAAAGAAACGUUGCGUAUGCACAUGCCCUUGCACUCCAUUUUCAGAAAGGUCAUGAACUCUCUAGUGGUCCCAAACUCUACUUAUGUCGUUCCAAAGGGUCACUACGUAAUGGUUUCACCUGGUUAUGCUCAAACAUCGGAGAAGUGGUUCCCCAAGGCAAACGAAUUUGACCCUCAUAGAUGGGACGAAGAAUUGCUGGGUAACAUUGACUCUGAUGCUGUUGACUACGGUUUUGGAAAAGUUACAAAGGGUGUUUCAUCUCCUUACUUGCCUUUCGGUGGUGGGAGACAUCGUUGUAUUGGCGAACAAUUCGCAUAUGUCCAACUCGGAACUAUCUUGGCCACCUACGUUUACAACAUCAAAUGGAAGUUCAAGAACAACGGAACUCUUCCUCCUGUGGACUAUCAGUCUAUGGUGACUUUACCAAUGGAGCCCGCAGAAAUCGAAUGGGAGAAGAGGGAGACAUGCGUGUACUAA